Molecule: messenger RNA, 6528 nt
Organism: Pleurotus ostreatus (oyster mushroom)
Lineage: Eukaryota; Fungi; Basidiomycota; Agaricomycetes; Agaricales; Pleurotaceae
Gene: BRR2
Product: DEIH-box ATPase
Exons: 18
Coding region: 1-6528 (2175 amino acids)
Cellular component (GO): nucleus
Molecular function (GO): nucleic acid binding; ATP binding; ATP hydrolysis activity
Source: RefSeq, a predicted model, not a curated record
AUGGCCGGAAAACCGGGAAAGAUAGAUUACUCGGGCUACAACUACAGCGCCAUAUCCUCGCUGGUCCUGACCGCAGACCGUUCUGCUCUUCCACGACGUGAUAAGGAACCAGAUGGCGCUCCCACAACUCUGGCUGGUCGAAUAGACCCCCGGGAAAUGGGCUCUCGUGUCUUGCGGCAAGCCCCGAAGGACCUUGAUAAGAAGAAGAAGAAGGCCUCCGACAAGCAAGAUGCCAGUGAACGCCAGGUCGCUAAGCGAAAAACGGAGACCGCAGGGUUUGGGUAUGCCGAUAUCAUCGAGGCGACCCAGGAUGUUGAAGGUCUCACAUACCGGCCUCGCACUGCAGAAACGCGCGAGGUUUAUGAACUCAUACUCUCAUCUGUCCACCAAGCCCUCGGCGACCAGGCUCAGGAUAUCAUUCGCAGUGCGGCCGACACCGUUCUCGAGUCAUUAAAGAACGAAAACAUGAAGGACGUCGACAAGAAGCGCGAACUCGAGGAGAUACUCGGACCCGUAGCUAACGAUCAAUUCUCUCAACUCCUCAGUCUGUCGAAGAAGAUUACUGACUACGGUCCCGAAGAUGAGACCAUGGCGGACUCAGCGUUGGAGAGAAAGGAGGCUGAGAUAGAUGACGAGGUUGGCGUCGCCGUGGUUUUUGACGAAGAGGAGCAGGACGAAGAGGACGAGGAAGGUUACGAGGUUCGAGAAGAGUCGGAUGACGACGAUGAAGACGAGGCCAGAGAAGGGGAAGCUGGCGAGGGCGGUGUUGAAGGCGUAGAGGGGGGUGACGAAGAACUAGUCAUCGGUGGUUCGACAUCCGAACACAAGGUUAAAGUAGACAAAGACAUAGUUUCGCCGCAUUCCAUCGAUGCCUUCUGGGUACAGCGUCAGAUAUCCGAAGUCUACCCCGAUCCCGUCACGGCAGCCGACAAAGCAGCCUCUGUAUUGUCCAUCCUUGGUUCCGAAUCCAGUCUGCGAGACUGCGAGAACCAAUUGAUGGAGUUGUUCGACUACCAAAGCUUCCACAUCAUCACCAAAUGCUUGAAGAACCGAGAAGUCAUCGUCUGGUGCACGAAGCUCAUUCGAAGCGACGCCGACGAACGGGUAAACGUAGAGGUGGCCAUGAGGGAGAAGGGAGUGGGUUGGAUUCUGAGGGAGCUCGCUGGUGAUAGGCAGGCCAAGUCGAAGAGACCAGACGACGCCAUGGAUGUCGAUGAAGCCAAGCAGGUGCCAAAGACUGCUACUCUUGCCCCGGGUUCCACAGUUCAGCCCAAACGCACAGUUGAUCUCGAGGCCAUGGCGUUCAGCCAGGGAGGGCAUCUCAUGACGAACAAGAAGUGUAAGCUCCCCGACGGCUCCUUCAAGCGCGCAAGGAAGGGCUUUGAAGAAAUCCACGUUCCUGCCCCUCCCAAGAAACCUGUUGUCGAAGGAGAAAUUGUGCCAAUUAGUGACCUCCCGGCUUGGGCUCGCGAAGCUUUUACGGUCAAGACGUUGAACCGAAUCCAAAGCAAGCUGUAUCCUGUAGCAUUUGGGACCGAUGAACCUAUCUUGCUUUGUGCGCCUACUGGGGCGGGGAAGACUAACGUAGCUAUGCUCACGAUUCUCAACGAGCUCUCUAAGUGGCGUGACGAGGAAACUGGUCAAUUUGAUCUGGACUCUUUUAAGAUAGUCUACAUCGCCCCCAUGAAGGCCCUCGUCCAAGAGAUGGUUGGUAACUUCUCCUCUCGACUGGGCGUUUUCGGCAUGAAAGUUGGCGAGUUGACUGGUGAUUCGCAAAUGACCAAACAACAAAUUUCCGAGACUCAAAUCAUCGUCACUACGCCGGAGAAAUGGGACGUUAUCACUCGUAAGAGCACGGACACAAGUUACACCAACCUCGUCCGCCUCAUCAUCAUCGACGAGAUCCAUCUACUCCACGACGAGCGAGGUCCUGUCCUAGAAAGUGUCGUCGCGCGGACAAUCCGGCGAAUGGAACAAACGAACGAAUACGUUCGUUUGGUAGGACUCUCUGCUACGCUACCUAAUUAUCAAGACGUUGCCUCCUUCCUCCGCGUAGAAGAGUCGAAAGGCCUCUUCUAUUUCGACGCUUCAUAUCGACCGUGCGGUUUGCAGCAACAAUUCAUUGGAGUAACGGAGAAGAAAGCGAUCAAACGUUACCAGAUCAUGAACGAAGUCUGCUACGAGAAGGUCCUCGACCAAGCCGGCAAAAAUCAGACACUAGUCUUCGUCCAUUCGCGCAAGGAAACGGCGAAGACGGCGAAGUUCCUCCGUGAUAUGGCCAUCGAAAAGGAGACGAUCACUCAGUUCGUGAAACCGGAUGGCGCAGUUCGCGAGAUCCUGACCGAGGAAGCCAACAACGUCAAAGACGGCAAUCUGCGGGAUCUUCUUCCUUUCGGGUUUGCUAUUCAUCACGCUGGGAUGAGCCGAGAAGAUCGCGGGCUUGUCGAGGAACUGUUUGCUGAUGGCUCGGUGCAGGUAUUGGUUUGCACGGCCACGCUGGCCUGGGGUGUCAAUCUUCCUGCCCAUACCGUUAUCAUCAAGGGUACCCAGAUAUACAACCCAGAGAAAGGUCGCUGGGUUGAGUUAUCUUCUCAGGACGUUUUGCAGAUGCUCGGUCGUGCUGGUCGCCCUCAAUUUGAUACAUUUGGUGAAGGUAUCAUCAUCACCAACCACUCAGAACUGCAGUACUAUCUGAGCUUGCUUAACCAGCAAUUGCCUAUUGAGUCGCAAUUUGUUGCCAAACUUGCGGACAAUCUUAACGCUGAGAUCGUUCUUGGUACCAUCAGAAAUCGCGACGAAGCGGUUCAAUGGCUCGGUUAUACGUAUCUAUAUGUGCGAAUGUUAAGGUCCCCAGGACUUUAUGGCAUUGGUGUUGAUUACCAAGAAGACGAUGUUGGGUUUAUACAGAAGCGGGCCGACAUUGUUCACUCCGCCGCCGUAUUAUUGGAAAAGUGUAACUUGCUGAAGUACGAACGUUCCACUGGCCGAUUUCAAAGCACCGAACUGGGCCGCAUUGCGUCGCACUACUAUGUUACCUACAACUCGAUGGCGACUUAUAAUCAGCAUCUGAAACCUACCAUGUCAACCCUGGAGCUCUUCCGUGUCUUUGCACUUUCAAACGAGUUCAAGCUCAUACCUGUUAGGCAGGAGGAGAAAAUGGAACUCGGGAAACUAUUGGAGCGAGUACCCGUUCCAGUCAAAGAAGGUGUUGAAGAACCAGCCGCGAAGAUCAAUGUUCUUCUUCAAGCGUACAUAUCUGGACUCAAACUUGACGGUUUUGCUUUGGUUGCGGACAUGGUCUACGUACAGCAAUCAGCCGGACGUAUCAUUCGGGCCAUGUUUGAAAUAUGCCUGAAACGAGGCUGGGCAAUUCCGGCGAAGGCUGCUCUGGACCUAUGCAAAAUGAUAGAGAAGCGAAUGUGGGGCUCGAUGACUCCGUUACGCCAAUUUAAGGGUGUUCCUGCUGACGUUAUACGCAAGGCAGAGGGAAAGCAAUUCCCAUGGUAUCGGUACUUUGACCUGAGCCCGCCCGAAAUCGGUGAAUUAAUUGGAAUACCAAAUGCCGGUCGCCUCGUCCAUCGACUAGUCCACAAUUUCCCAAAACUUCAGCUUCAGGCUCAAGUCAAACCUAUCACUCGGUCGUUGCUACACAUCGAACUCGUUAUCACCCCGGACUUCAGGUGGGAGGAAAAAAUACACGGAUCCGCCGAAACAUUCCAUAUCAUGGUGGAAGACGUUGAUGGCGAAAUCAUCCUUUUCCAUGACUCCUUCAUCCUCUACAAGCGUUACGCCGAAGACGAUCACAUCGUGACAAUUAACGUGCCAAUGUUCGAACCAGUCCCUCCUAAUUACUACAUCACUAUUGUCUCCGAUCGUUGGCUUCACGCAGAAACCCGCCUACCCAUUUCAUUCAGACAUCUCAUUCUUCCUGAGAAGUUCCCUCCCCCGACCCCUCUUCUUGACCUCCAACAACUCCCUUUAUCCGCCCUCCAUAACAAAGAGUUCGAAGCACUCUAUUCAUCUACGAUCCAAACCUUCAAUAAAAUCCAGACGCAGGUGUUCCAGGCCCUGUACACAACAGAUGAAAACGUCUUCAUCGGAGCACCAACCGGCAGCGGAAAAACCAUCUGCGCCGAAUUUGCCCUGUUGCGUUUGUGGAGUCAACGUGAACAACCCCGUGCGAUAUGCAUUGAGCCUUAUCAAGAAAUGGUAGACCAACGUGUCACCGAAUGGAAACAGAAGUUUAGCAAACUUCAAGGUGGCAAGGAGAUAGUGAGCCUGACUGGCGAGACUAGUGCUGAUCUACGAUUACUUGAGAAGGGUGAUGUGAUUGUGUGUACUCCUGGGCAGUGGGAUGUGAUAUCUCGUCGCUGGCGUCAACGCAAGAACGUGCAGAAUAUUGGCUUGUUGAUCGCCGAUGAGAUACAGCUCGUUGGUGGAGAAAUUGGCCCAACUUAUGAGGUGGUCGUCUCGCGCACGCGAUACAUGUCUGCGCAAACCGAGAUUAAGACACGUAUCGUUGCUUGCGGUGUUUCUCUGGCGAAUGCUCGUGAUCUUGGAGAGUGGAUAGGUGCCCCAUCACAUGCUAUCUUUAACUUCUCACCAAGCGCGCGACCCCUUGAUAUGGACAUUCACUUGCAAUCAUUCUCCAUUCCUCAUUUCCCAUCCUUAAUGAUCGCAAUGUCCAAACCGGCUUAUCUUGCCAUUGUUGAGCAUUCUCCAACAAAGCCUGUUAUCGUCUUUGUCCCCUCUAGGCGGCAGUGUAGGAUGACCGUAGACGAUAUCUUGACCCACUGUUCUGCGGAUGCCAAGCCAGAUCGAUUCUUGAACAUCGAGAUGUCAGAUUUGCAACCUCACCUUGAUCAUAUUAAGGAUGUUGGCUUGGCAGAGACGCUCAAACACGGCAUAGGUUUUUACCACGAAGCAUUGGAUAAACAAGACAAGCGAAUCGUCGAACGUCUCUUCCAAUCUGGCGCUAUUCAGGUGCUCGUCGCAUCGAAGGACACUGCCUGGAGUCUUCCCGUCGCGAGUUACAUGGUGAUCAUUAUGGGCGUUCAAACAUACGAAGGCAAGGAACAUCGAUACAUCGACUACCCCAUCGUCGACGUCCUCCAAAUGAUGGGCAAAGCAUGUCGUCCGCUGGAAGACGAACGUAGCCGAUGCGUGCUAAUGUGCCAACAGACACGCAAAGACUUCUUCAAGAAGUUUCUUGCGGAGGGUCUUCCCAUAGAAUCGCACCUUCCUACUCUGCUCCUCCAUGACUAUUUCCUUGCCGAAAUCGCUGUAAAGACGAUUGAAAACAAGCAAGAUGCUAUGGAUAUCCUCACUUGGACGUACUAUUAUCGCCGCAUGACGCAGAACCCCAACUACUACAAUCUUCAUAACGUUAGCCAUGCACACUUGUCCGAUCAUCUAUCAGAACUUGUCGAGAACACACUGGCGGACCUCGUGAACUCCAAAUGUAUCUCCAUCGAGGAUGAGAUGGACAUCUCUGCUUUGAACUUGGGUAUGAUUGCCGCGUACUACAACAUAUCAUAUGUAACGGUUGAGGUCUACACGCUGUCGUUGAAGGAGCGAACGAAGUUGAAGGGUCUACUGGAAGUCGUCUCCUCGUCUGCCGAAUUCGAGACAAUACCGAUACGGCGGCACGAAGAUACCCUUCUCCGCCGCAUCUACGACCGCGUUCCCGUCAAGCUGGAGCGUGCUGAUUUCGAGGCCCCGCAUUUCAAGACUUUCCUCCUCCUCCAAGCCCACUUCUCUCGCUUGCAGCUCCCACCUGAUCUUGUCGCCGACCAAGCCCUCGUCCUCGAGAAAGUCCUCAAUUUACUCUCAGCGUGUGUGGAUGUGAUGUCCUCUAACGCAUGGCUCAGCGCUCUCGGAGCCAUGGAUCUGUCACAAAUGUGUGUCCAGGCUAUGUGGGAGACCGACUCACCACUGAAGCAAAUACCACACUUCGAACCUGAGGUCAUCAAACGAUGCAAGGAUGCUGGUGUCGAGUCCGUCUACGACAUUAUGGAGAUGGAAGACGAUCAGCGUACUUCACUCCUUCAAAUGGAUGCACGACAGAUGCGGGAUGUCGCGACCUUCGUCAACUCGUACCCAACCCUAGACGUGUCGCACGAUCUUGUCAAGGGAGACUACACCGCGGGCUCCUCCAUCGUUCUUAAAGUCUCACUCUCCCGCGACACUGACGACGAUGACGAUGACUCCCCCUCCACGGACGAGCAAACUGUUGUCGCCCCGUUCUACCCCCACACCAAAAUGGCCAAUUGGUGGCUCGUCGUCGGGGAGCCGUCCACCAAGCAACUCCACUCUAUCAAAAAGGUCACUGUCACCAAGACACUUGCCGUGAAGUUGGACUUCACGCUGCCAAAGGGGACACACGGGCUGAAGCUGUACGUGAUAUGCGAUGCGUAUAUGGGGGCCGACCAUGAUAUCUCGCUCGGGGAGGUGGAGGUGGCAGAAGGGGAAGAUAGCGACAGCGAUGAGGAUGAGGACGCGAGUAUGGCCAGUGGGGACGACGAGUAG